AUGAUCUUUGGAUUGGUCAAGGCCAUAAACUUUUCAGAAGACUAUUUCUCGACUAAUCUUCCAGCACUAAAAACUCCAGAAUUGCCAUCAUCAAUUCCUACCGAAGAUCCUAAUACAUUAAUUGGGGACUUAUCACCACAAUGUCAGGCUGCUUUUUUAAGCAUUAUCGUGAAUCCAGAAUUUUUUGAAUGUGUGCCAGUUGCAGCGUUAUUGCCACUUUUAACUGACCCAACUCUUCUCCCGAGUGUUUUAAAAGAUCCUAUCACAAACCUACCUAAAUUAUUGCCAAUAUUCGAUGCUACCUGUGCUCGUCCGAAAUGUAGUGAUAAAUUUGUGAAUAGUUCCCUUAGUACUUUAAAGACUGGCUGUUCUGAUUCUAAAGAUGCUA
Molecule: messenger RNA, 388 nt
Organism: Racocetra fulgida
Lineage: Eukaryota; Fungi; Glomeromycota; Glomeromycetes; Diversisporales; Gigasporaceae
Source: the annotation of a GenBank genome assembly